This is a messenger RNA of Strigops habroptila (Kakapo), 2800 nucleotides long. It is a transcript of the gene GFI1, whose product is annotated as growth factor independent 1 transcriptional repressor. The coding region runs from base 396 to 1616 and encodes 406 amino acids. Gene Ontology annotation, molecular function: DNA-binding transcription factor activity, RNA polymerase II-specific; RNA polymerase II cis-regulatory region sequence-specific DNA binding. The record is from RefSeq and is a predicted model, not a curated record. The transcript is spliced from 8 exons. Gene Ontology annotation, biological process: regulation of transcription by RNA polymerase II. Lineage: Eukaryota; Metazoa; Chordata; Aves; Psittaciformes; Psittacidae. Gene Ontology annotation, cellular component: nucleus.
CCGAGAGAAAUGAAACGCCCCAUUCCAGAAUGACACUUUGAUGUCACUUCAGCGAGCCCUGUGAGGUGGAAUACGAAGCUCCUAACGCUCAGGAAGUGGAAUUUGUGGUUUAAGGGGCCGAGCUCUGAAGGAGUUGAGAGGCACAGAAAAAAAGAAAACGAAAAAAAAAAAGCCAACUCAAGCACCAUUGCUCCUUAAAGGGAGGCUAAAUUUAAAGUCACCCAAACUAACAGCCUGCUGCGCAAACCCCGUCUGCAGCCCAGCUUCCUUCACCCCUCCACAUGGGUCGUCUCCCCGCCGCCGCCCCGCGGGAGACUCGGGGGUGACGCUCGCCGCCGCCGUGCCCGGCGCUUGGAGAGGGAGUGCGGCCGUGCCGGCCGCAGCAGCACCCCACCAUGCCGAGGUCCUUCCUAGUGAAGAGCAAGAAAGCGCACAGCUACCACCAGCCCCGCUCCGCCGACGAGGACUACAGCCUGCGGCUGGAGACGGUGCUAGCCCAGAUCUGUGCAGACAGCAAGAUCCCCGAGGACGCGGGGCUGUGCCGCACCGUCCUGCCCGACCCGGAGCCUUCCCAGGGGCGCUUCUCCCCGGAAUCCCACCUUACCGAGGCUGCCGAUGGCACCUCCGAGUCAGCGCCCAGCUGUGAGGGCAGCGUCUGUGACAGGGUGUCCGAGUUUGAGGAUUUCUGGAGACCUCCCUCGCCCUCCGUCUCGCCAGCCUCUGAGCGAUCCGUGUGUCCAUCCCUAGAUGAAGCACCCCCCUUCUCGGUGCCCUUCAAGCCGUACAUGUGGAACAGCCUGGGUGGCUCUGAACUGAGGCAUCUUGUGCAAAGCUACAGGCCCUGCCCGACACUGGAGCGAACCUCAGCUCUGGGGCUCUUCUGUGAGCGAGGCUCUGAGCCUGCCCUCUACAGUGCUGAGUGUAGCUCUUCUCUUGGACUUUAUGGUGACUUUGGCUCUCCGGGCCCGGGCCUGUUUGAACGGCCGCCAGCAGCAGCACCUGGACUCUAUGCUGAGACACAGCCUGGGCUGCAGCAAGAGAAGGGCCCAGGUGGCAUCAAAGUGGAGUCGGACCUCUUGUGCCGCCCAUUGCUCAUCAGCACUGGCUCUUACAAGUGUGUCAAGUGCAGCAAGGUCUUCUCCACACCACAUGGCCUUGAAGUGCAUGUGCGCCGCUCACACAGUGGCACAAGGCCCUUCGCCUGUGACAUGUGUGGCAAGACCUUUGGCCAUGCAGUCAGCCUUGAGCAGCACAAGGCCGUGCACUCACAGGAACGCAGCUUUGAUUGUAAGAUUUGUGGCAAGAGUUUUAAGAGAUCUUCUACUCUGUCCACCCACCUGCUCAUCCACUCGGACACCCGGCCCUACCCGUGCCAGUACUGUGGGAAGCGGUUCCACCAGAAAUCUGAUAUGAAGAAACACACCUUCAUUCACACAGGCGAGAAGCCUCACAAGUGCCAGGUGUGUGGGAAAGCCUUUAGUCAGAGCUCCAACCUCAUCACCCACAGUCGGAAGCACACAGGCUUCAAGCCCUUCGGCUGUGAUCUGUGUGGCAAAGGCUUCCAACGAAAGGUGGAUUUACGGAGACACCGGGAGACGCAGCACGGCCUGAAAUGAGUCCCAGCUGCAACAUGGAAAGCACCUACAACACUAUGAGAACAGAUUCCCUUGGCUUCCCCAAUGGACCCAAGCCUUGUCCUAAGCAUAGAGCCUGGUAUUACGUUUCUGACCAGGAGCUCAGAGGGGAAAGAAGAGGACAGAGCCGUGCAUUGACAGCUCAACCUGAAUGACUAUGAAAGCAGAAAUUAAAAGGCUGGAGUUUCGUUUUUUUCUCUUCCCCUCUCUGUUUCUGAAAUAACACUGGAAAAUAAGCCUUUUAGAAGCCUGAUACUCCAAAGAUGGAUAAGCUACCAAAUAUCUGUAAGCUGGAAAAUAUUUCUCCCAUGGCCGAGGUGAAUCCAUUGAAGUUCAGUAGCUUGAAUCACCUUACAGGGAAACACGGGUAUAACUGUUUACACAGUAAUGACAGAGAGCCUUCUGCAGUGGUGUAGGGAGCACUUGCUUUGGCUGAGUUUCAAUGGCUUCACUCUUGGUUUCCUGUCAGGAAAAUCUGGAGGAUCAGGACUGAACUGUGCAGCUUGACAUCUUGCUGUUUUUUAAGCAAAGACACCAGCCUGGAUCUGAUCCUGCUCUCACUUGUUCUGGUGCAAACCAGGAGCUGCAUUAACCGUUACAGCGAGGCCCUUUUUGUCCUCUCAGAGCUAUCUCUGUCUCUGCAAGGCCUGGGUGUGUACAUGUGUGUUUGAGGCAUAGGGGAUACUUCUUGCUACAUCCUCUGGGGAGAAGGAAACUUGUGAAAGACAAUUGGAAAAGCCAAAGCACAGAGUUAUGCCUUAUAACUAGAAACCCACUCAACAAGUGAUCCUGAUUGAGGAGGGCAGGAGCACUGGAGAGGCACAGACUUUCUGUCCAGAACCAUUACUGGCCUCCACACUCUGGGCUUGUUCUAAUAACUGGGAAAUAGCUACUCAGUAGCAUCAUUUGUAUAUUUGGUUUUGUUUUUUAUUUUUUAAAGGGAAACUCGGUUGAGGUGGGCAGGAAUCGUUAUAAAAGUGUAAUUGACUGAAUUUGCCUUAAAUGACCCUGCAUGUACCUCAGUUAAAAAAAGAGAAAAGCUGUUUUUACUUUGUUGACAGGUUUGUAAAUGUCCUUAUUUAGAUUUUGUGGAGUGUCUUAUGUUUAUUGGUACAUAUUUAUUGGAACAAUGUUUUAAGUUAAUAAAGUAUUGAGGAUGGUCUGGA